Messenger RNA from Aspergillus alliaceus, 1001 nucleotides. Its product is annotated as aromatic alcohol reductase. The record is from RefSeq and is a predicted model, not a curated record. NCBI's taxonomy places the organism in Eukaryota, Fungi, Ascomycota, Eurotiomycetes, Eurotiales, Aspergillaceae. The coding region runs from base 46 to 951 and encodes 301 amino acids. Gene Ontology annotation, molecular function: oxidoreductase activity. The transcript has 3 exons.
AAAAAAGAAAAAAAAAAAAAAAAGAUACAAUAGCUACCUCAAAAGAUGACUGAAAUUCAAAACGUCGCCAUCUUCGGCGCCUCCGGCAACUUCGGUACCCCUAUCACCGCUGCACUUCAGAAAGCCGGCUUUACCAUAACAAUACUCACAAGAGAGGGCUCACCAUCGACAUUUCCUCCUGGGAUCCCUGUCAUCAGAACAACAUAUACACUUGAAAACCUUGCCUCCGCCCUAGCAGGACAAGAUGCUGCUGUCUGCGUUGUGGGCCCUGCAGGCGUUGGCGCUCAGAUUACCAUGGUCGAGGCCGCAGAAGCGGCGGGUGUAAAGCGGUUUAUUGUCAAUGAUUUUGGCUGGGGUCCUGACUUCCGCGGGAUGCCGGAGUUCCGAGCGAUUCAUGCUCGUCGCCGCGCGGGUUGGGACUAUGCAAAAGCCAAAGCGGAGAAUAAUAAGGAAUUUACAUGGACGGGAAUUACCACGGGAAACCCGAUUGAUUGGGCUUUGAAACGAUUCCCCAUGAUGGGCUUUGAUCUCAUCAACCAAUCGGCCAUCAUCUACGACUCGGGUACGGAAGGGUUUACCGGAACCACUUUGGAAGGCAUCGGACAAGCGAUUGUAGGUGUAUUGCAGCAUCCUCGGGAAACUGCCAAUCGAUUUGUCAAGGUUCGGUCAAUUAUGACUAGUCAGAACGAGUUAUUGGAGGCCUUCCAGACCGCAACGGGGAGGCAAUGGGAUGUCCAGCGGAGGUCUACGCAGGAUCUGAUUAAAAGUGGGCAAUCGAAGUUCCGGGAUGGGAUUAGCGGUUGGGUUUUGGACUUAGCGGUAGCUCAACUCUUUGAGCCUGGUCAGGCUCGAUGUGUUGUCGCACUCUCAAGAGAGGAAUCUGAUGCAGAGCUAUUGGGAAUUUUGGAGGAGAGUCCAUAUGACGUAGCGAGGACAUGUUUGGGACUUUGAUGGUCACCUAGCAUAGCUCCGUGGAAGCUCUGGAGAUAUAUUGAAUUGAG